Molecule: messenger RNA, 675 nt
Organism: Penicillium canariense
Lineage: Eukaryota; Fungi; Ascomycota; Eurotiomycetes; Eurotiales; Aspergillaceae
Product: bifunctional thymidylate/uridylate kinase
Exons: 2
Coding region: 1-675 (224 amino acids)
Biological process (GO): dTDP biosynthetic process; dUDP biosynthetic process; dTTP biosynthetic process
Cellular component (GO): cytoplasm; cytosol; nucleus
Molecular function (GO): dTMP kinase activity; ATP binding
Source: RefSeq, a predicted model, not a curated record
AUGACUGCCCCGUCGCUACCCACGUCCACGCGACGCGGAGCGCUCAUCGUCGUGGAGGGCCUCGACCGCGCUGGCAAGUCGAGCCAAUGCGAAAUGCUACGAAACUACCUCGCUGAGCAAGGCCACGACGUGAAAUAUAUUCGGUUUCCAGACAGGACCACGCCCAUCGGGAAGCUCAUAAAUAGCUAUCUCCUCGGCUCCGCCAACCAAGACGACCACUCUAUCCACCUUCUCUUCUCCGCGAACCGUUGGGAGAUCGCCAAAAGCAUCGAAGAAGACAUUGCCGCCGGCAUCACCGUUAUCGUUGACCGCUACUCAUACUCUGGCGCCGUGUACUCGGCCGCGAAAGGCAACCCCACGCUCUCGCUGGAGUGGGCCUGGCAGCCGGAGAUCGGGCUGCCGCAGCCCGAUCUCUGCCUGUUCCUCAAUAUCUCCGCGGAAGAGGCUGCGAAGCGCGGCGGGUUCGGCGCGGAGCGGUACGAGAAUGAGGGUAUGCAGGCCCGCGUGCGGGAAUUGUUCCGCGCGCUGUUUGAGCGACAGAAGGAUGUUGCUGUAGUUGAUGCUGGGAGAGCGCUCGAAGAGGUCUCGCGCGAUAUUCAGGCUGCUGUGUCGGGCUGUGUUGCGCGGUUGGAUGCUGCUGGGUCACUCAGGACGUUGGGCCCGCUUGCCAACUAA